AUGUAUUUUUCAAUAUUGAUUGUAUUUACAUUACUCCCCGCGACGUGUGCUACCACAGCGUCCAUUGUCUCCCGAUCACAAUCGCAUCCGCUCAGUUCUCGGCCGCUGAGACCCACUACCGACUUGACUAUCUCCAAUAAAGUUAUUGCGCCAGAUGGAUUUUCACGUUCGACAACACUUGCCGGAGGAACAUUUCCUGGUCCUCUGAUUAAAGCCAAUAAGGGAGACCACUUCGCUAUAAAUGUAGCGAACAAGCUGGAUGAUGACUCUAUGUUCGAAAUCACCAGUGUUCAUUGGCAUGGGCUGUACCAGAACGGAACGAACUAUGCAGAUGGUGUUUCAUUCGUCACACAGUGUCCUAUUGCCAAAAAUUACUCAUUCCUUCACGCCUUCGAUGCUCCGAACCAGGCUGGCACUUACUGGUACCAUAGCCACUAUUCCACGCAGCAAUGUGAUGGCCUCCGUGGCCCUUUGGUCAUUUAUGAUCCCAAUGACGCCCUAUCUUAUUUGUAUGAUGUUGAUGAUGAGACCACAGUUAUUACCAUUGCCGACUGGUAUCAUAUCGUGUCCCCAGUUCUACGUCACGUAAUUGGCGUCAACCCGGAUUCAACAUUGAUUAACGGGUUUGGUAGAUAUAAUGGCGGGCCAAAAUCUGAACUUGCCGUUGUUAACGUCGAGUAUGGAAAGAGAUACAGGCUGAGACUCAUUGGGAUGUCCUGCCAACCUUCAUUCAAAUUCUCUAUCGACAGACACAACCUCACUGUCAUUGAAACAGAUGGGCAACUCACUAAGCCACUCUUAGUCGACUCUCUCCAGAUUUUCGCUGGACAACGGUAUUCUGUCGUCCUCACAGCUGAUAAGCCAGUGAACAACUAUUGGCUUCGGGCGCUUCCAAGCACCACCGGGUCUACGUUUAACGGUGGCCUUAACUCCGCCAUCCUACGAUACAGAGGUGCACCAGCUGCAGAUCCAACUACAGAUUGCACAGAUAGCACCUUGUCGAUGCUCGAGACGAACCUUCAUCCCCUCUCUAAUCCCGGUGCACCUGGUAUUCCUGAGUAUGGCAAAGCAGACAUCAACCUGAACUUGGUUGUCGACAACGUUGGUGGACUGUUUUUUAUUAACGGUUUUGUCUACGAACCACCUACCGUGCCAGUACUCCUGCAAAUCCUUAGUGGUGCGCAAGAUGCCGCCGAUUUGAUGCCCAUAGGAAGCGUUAUCGUUCUGGAGGCUAAUAAAGUCGUGGAACUCACCAUGGUUACAAAUGGCAUCGGUGCACCACACCCGAUCCACUUGCACGGUCACGCAUUUGAUGUCGUACAAUCAGGUGGCGCCAGUGGCUUCAACUAUCUAAAUCCUGUGCGCAGGGAUGUUGUCUCCAGCGGUAAUGCAGGUCAACAAAUAGUCAUACGGUGGGUUACAGAUAAUUCCGGACCUUGGUUUUUGCACUGUCACAUAGACUGGCACCUCGAUGCUGGCUUCGCGAUCGUUAUGGCUGAGAGUCCCUCUGAAACUCGAGCACACCUGAAGGGAUUGUCGAUUGCUUGGGAAAAACUUUGCCCUAUAUACUACUCGUUGACACCAUCACAACUGGGGGCGGUCAACUAG
Messenger RNA from Suillus subaureus, 1608 nucleotides. RefSeq names its product laccase. The coding region runs from base 1 to 1608 and encodes 535 amino acids. Lineage: Eukaryota; Fungi; Basidiomycota; Agaricomycetes; Boletales; Suillaceae. The record is from RefSeq and is a predicted model, not a curated record. The transcript has 12 exons. Gene Ontology annotation, molecular function: copper ion binding; oxidoreductase activity.